ACCAUAGCAAUUUCGUGUUUUGACGUUUAGUUAAAAGUAAACUGAUUUGACUAGUUGAAAAUUACCCUAUUUAACUAUGCUCCACAUUGCUACUUUUACGACGUAACAAAAUCAAAAUAAAAAGGUCGUAAAAGUAAAUAACUUUUCGAACAAACAACACUCGAUAUGUUACCGCGAUCCAAUUUAACGCUUCGCAUUUCACGAGAUUGCAAGACCUUUAAUUCUUUAUUUCAACAUGUGAGAUACGCUUUUUUUGACAGACCGAAACAGCGCACAGAAAAAUCGACUUUCCUCUGGACAACAAUUGUGAAAUUUGCCAAGAUAGGGUCUUUAAGGCACAGAGGUUUGCAAAUCUGUUUUAUAUUGGCGCUACUGGUUUGGCGGAGUGAUGGCAAAACGAACGUUGACCUGGUACAAGAGUUAUAUCAUAAGGGGAUACUUAAAUCUGAUGUUGUGAUAAGGACUAUGAAGGCUAUAGAUCGGAAGAACUAUUGCCCUAGAGCUAAAUACCCUUAUGAUGAUGUUCCACAAGAUAUAGGAUACAAAGCCACAAUCAGUGCUCCCCAUAUGCAUGCUUAUGCCCUGGAGCUGUUGAAGGACCAUUUGACCAACGGCGAGUCAGCUCUGGAUAUUGGAUCUGGAUCAGGAUACAUCACCGUAUGCAUGGCUGUCAUGCUUGGAGAACAAGGACUAGCAAUCGGCGUGGAGCAUAUACCAGAACUGGUUGUAGAAUCGACCAAUAACAUUCAGAAACACCAACCGUGGCUACUAACCACUGGACGAGUCAAGAUUAUCAACGCGGAUGGGCGUUUGGGGUACAACAAACACGCUCCUUACAACGCCAUUCAUAUUGGAGCAACGAUCCCUGAUAUACCACAGAAGAUUUUAGACCAGUUGAAACCUGGCGGUAGACUGGUCGCUCCUAUAGGAUCCGGGACUGAUCAAUACUUGACUGUGGUCGACCGAACCCCCGCUGGGAGAAUAAAGACGAAAAGACUCAUGGGAGUCAUGUUCGUACCGUUGACAGAUAAAAAUGAUCAGCUCGGGUCAGUCAAUACCUGGUAAUGCUGUAGUUGGAUUAAUGUCUUAGGUUGUUGUUUAAGUAUUCUUCUAUUUUGUCUAUUGUUUUAUAACUGAUAAAAUAAAAAGUUGCGAUUUUAUAGUUAAGUA
Molecule: messenger RNA, 1170 nt
Organism: Pectinophora gossypiella (pink bollworm)
Lineage: Eukaryota; Metazoa; Arthropoda; Insecta; Lepidoptera; Gelechiidae
Product: protein-L-isoaspartate(D-aspartate) O-methyltransferase-like
Exons: 2
Coding region: 166-1065 (299 amino acids)
Biological process (GO): protein modification process
Cellular component (GO): cytoplasm
Molecular function (GO): protein-L-isoaspartate (D-aspartate) O-methyltransferase activity
Source: RefSeq, a predicted model, not a curated record